Hipposideros armiger (great roundleaf bat) is the source of this 875-nucleotide messenger RNA. RefSeq names its product granzyme M (gene GZMM). The record is from RefSeq and is a predicted model, not a curated record. Lineage: Eukaryota; Metazoa; Chordata; Mammalia; Chiroptera; Hipposideridae. Gene Ontology annotation, molecular function: serine-type endopeptidase activity. Gene Ontology annotation, biological process: proteolysis.
ACCAUGGAGGCCCCCUUUUGUCUGCUGAUGCUGGUGAUGGUGGUGGCCUCAGGGACCCUGUGGGCAGGAGGUGACACAUUUGAAACCCUCAUCAUUGGGGGUCAUGAGGUUAUCCCCCGCUCCCGUCCAUACAUGGUCUCACUGAAGAAAGCUGGCGCCCACCUGUGUGUGGGGGUCCUUGUGCACCCACAGUGGGUGUUGACAGCUGCCCACUGCGUGACCCAGCCGACCAAGUUGAGGCUGGUGCUGGGGCUGCAUGCGCUCAGAGAGCCUGGCCUGGCCUUGCGAGUGAGUGCAGCAGUCCUGCACCCCGAGUUCAAGAAGCCACCCCAUCUGGAGCAUGACCUUGCACUGCUUAAGCUGGACAGGAAGGUGAGACGCAGCAGGACCAGCAGGCCCUUGGCCCUGCCCCCAGGGCGCCAGAAGGUGGUGGCGGGCACGCUGUGCAGUGUGGUCGGCUGGGGGUUGACCCAGCAGGAUGGGCAGCUGGCCAGAGUGUUGCGGGAGCUGGAAAUGCAUGUGCUGGAUGCCCGGAUGUGCAACAACAGUCGCUUCUGGCACGGUGACAUCACCCCCUACAUGCUCUGUCUGGAGGCCACUUCCAGGAACCGGGCCCCCUGCAAGGGCGACUCAGGUGGGCCCCUGAUGUGCGGCAAAGACCAGGUGGCUGGAAUCCUGUCGUUCAGCUCCCCGGACUGCACUGACAUCUUUAAGCCUCACGUGGCCACCGCCGGCCCCUAUGUAUCCUGGAUCAAGAAGACUAUCAGCCACUGGCCUGCCCCACCUCAGGCCUGAAGCUCCAGGGUGACCCUGACUCUCUCACUCACAGGUCCCUUUCUUACAGGGUUAUGGGGAGGAACGGAGAGGGGACUGGC